AUGAACGAUUCCCCCGAACUCGAGUCGUCCACCGUCCCGGGGUCUCAAUACGACCUCGGCUCCGUCGUCCAUCUACCUCCGCCUAUAGUCAAGCCAAAAACCGGCGUGCUCCCCGGCGCAAACAACCCGAAAAACAAGAAGAAGAAGACGUCGGAUCCGCAGUGGGACAGCAAGGAUACGUCCUCUGAUGAUGCGUCUUCCGCCGAAUUCUUCUUCAAGCGCCACGGACCGCAGAAGAAGAGGAAACUAGGCUCAGACGAUGAAGACACGCCGAGGUCGAAGCUCAAGAAGAAGAAGAGGGCCGAUCCCACGUUCGUGAUCGAUCAUGCUGAGAACAUGGAUGACGAUGAUUAUGAUGAAGCGAGGCACGACGAGAAAGGCACGGCCAUAUCCGCACUAGGCAACUUCCUCCGCGGCGCCCAAGCAAGCCCGACGCCCAAGAAACGGAAACCGUCAUACAAUCGAGCCGCGGGCGCGCAGGGGAGUGACGAGGAAGACGCGCCGACUAAUGACUUCCGCAUCUCCAAGAAUGAGACCGCCGAUAUGGUCUUUGAUUUCUCGCUGGAGCGGUCGAAGCGGUUGGCGGAUGCGAUUAGUCUUCCUGGGAAUCUUUAUACGCAGGUGGAGAGAGAUCUGUUUGGAAGGCUGGCGAUGCGUGGGUUUGAGCCUAUUCUGUCGUCGCAGUGGAAGUUUGAUUUCCAGACUCUGCCUGAGUCGCUGUUUCCUGCUGCUGGGGAGGAUUUUGAACCGCUUGUUCAGGCGCUGGGAGGAUCUGAGUUUUACGCAAGCAAGUCCAUGAACGACCUCUUCAGCCUGGGCGGCCGAGUACGCGACUGCAGCAUCCUCAAAAAACGCCCCGAGCUCCUGAUCGAGAAAGAAAUCAAGCGGUACAUCCGCUGGGCCGUUUUCGACGCACAUCUACUAUUCAACCGAGACUCAAUCCCCGUAUACGCGAUUCAUCCCCACAAGGUCGGCGACUCCAUCAUCAACGGCGUGAAACGACUCGACAAGCGUCUGAAGGCGCUCGCCGCACGACACAGCGAUGAGUCGAGCGCGAUUUCAUAUUCAGGCGACGAUUCGCCGCUGUAUCCCGUGUUUACGGGGUUCCUCAUCUGCGGUCCCAUUCUCACCAUCAUGACCUAUAGCGCUGAUCCGCAGGAUAGAACCGAGACGACGGACAGUAACUUUAUUUCCCAGUUUGAUUUGGGUGAAUGGGGCCAGGAUGUCUGGAAUUCGCUUGCGCUUGUCAUUACGGUUAUGCAUAUUCGUAGGACUAUGCUUCAGCUUGUGGAGAGGGGGUUGGGCGGGAUCUAUAGGGCUGAGGGGUAUAUGGUGUCGGAUACGGACGAGGAUCUUUGA
Messenger RNA from Aspergillus campestris IBT 28561, 1359 nucleotides. RefSeq lists its product as uncharacterized. NCBI's taxonomy places the organism in Eukaryota, Fungi, Ascomycota, Eurotiomycetes, Eurotiales, Aspergillaceae. Bases 1 to 1359 code for a protein of 452 amino acids. The record is from RefSeq and is a predicted model, not a curated record. The transcript has 3 exons.